This is a messenger RNA of Owenia fusiformis, 1908 nucleotides long. NCBI's taxonomy places the organism in Eukaryota, Metazoa, Annelida, Polychaeta, Sabellida, Oweniidae. The record is from the annotation of a GenBank genome assembly.
AUGAAUAGAAACGCACGACAAAUUGUUCCUAUGACCAAGAUAUUUCAAGAUGGUGCUAAAGCAACCUCUGGAAGUAGACGAUCCAGUAUAAGACUGAGUGAGACGAUGUGUUGCGGGGUUCCAAGUGAUCCCAUUACCAAGAGGGGAAGAACGAUACAAGUCGUACGGAUGAUGCUUCUGGUAGUCCUGCCUAUCAUUGUAUUGGCCUCACAAACGUUUGUCAUUAUGCUUGAUGGAUUUAAUGAUAAAGCUAACAAAGAUAGCGUUCGUGGUAAUGUCGUGUUCUCAACAGAAACUGGUCAAGUCGUCCAUCUGUUACAACUUGAGCGAGGGAUUUCGGUUUUCUUCCUGAGCUCUAACAAAAGUACUUCUCUGAGUGAACGACUGAUGUCAACAUAUCGUGAAACCGAUGCGGGUUUGGAUCAUCAUUUAAGGGGACAGUCCUGGCUAUCGUCAUCUUCAACGGAUCACUUUAAAAAUGUCGAAGCUCUGCAGUCCUAUAUUCAAAGCUUCAGGGCACGAGUGGCAAUCGACAAGAAUGUUACCAUUACAGAUACCAUCGCAUUUUAUUCGAAUAUCAUCGACGAAUUGCUGAAGUGGGUCGGGAUAAGUGUAAACGCGACAAAGGACGCACCGAUUUGGAAAACGCUGGUUGCCUACCACAUGUUAGUGUUAAGCAAAGAACAAACUGGAGUGGAGAGGGCUUUAGGAUCUUCUUAUUUUGCAGCUGGUGGAUUUGACAAGGAACGACUUCUUUCAUACGUGAAAAAGAAAGAGAUGGCCGCAACAUAUUUUAAAACGUGCACAGAAUAUUAUCCCCUCGUUGCCUCUCGAUUUGAGCAGCAAUUUAUGAAAACGACAGCUGCAAUUGAAAUAGCAUCCAUGAGAAAAGACAUAACUUUAAGCAAUAUUACUGGACCGCGUGUACAGAUGGGAACAUACUGGUUCCAAAAUAUGACUAAGUUAAUCAAUUAUCUCGGGAUCAUUCAAGAUGAUCUUGCGCACGAGAUAGUUGUAACAUUAGAAAAGGAAGCGAAAGACUCUAUCACUACAAUAGUCGUCAAUGUCCUCAUCCUCAUCGGAAUUUGCAUUCUAUGCCCGACUGUUUUAUUAUUGAUUCACAAAAUGACAGUCGACAUUCAAAACGUCGCCUCAGUUUUAAAAGAGAAAACAGAAGACCUGAGCGCAGAGAGAAGAGUAACCGACUUUAUGUUGUAUCGAAUGCUGCCAAGAACAGUCGCUGAUAGAUUGAAAAAUCACCAGCCGAUCAAGCCUGAAAGUUUCGACCAUUGCACGAUUUACUUUGGUAGUAUUGUUGGUUUCAAAGAUAUCGCAGCUCAUAGUACAGCCCACCAGGUGAUAGUUAUGCUGAAUAAGCUACACCAGACAUUGGACGCAAAGAUGGAAAUGUAUGAUGUUUAUAAGGUUGACACUAUAGGGGAUGCAUCAUUUAUGGUGGCAUCUGGAGUUCCAGAGCUCAAUGCGGUAAACCACGUAACGGAGAUUGCUACAAUGGCGCUUACCCUCGUCGACUCCGUUGCUAACAUAGUAGUGCCGCAUAUGGUGGACAGACAUCUUGUACUACGGAGUGGUUUUCAUUCAGGGGCAUGUGUUGCUGGAGUGGUAGGCUUCAAGAUGCCUCGCUAUUGUUUGUUUGGAGAUACCGUCACAACUGCGUCCCUCAUGGAGUCCACGGGUAAAGCUUCGAAGAUUCAGAUUAGUGAAGCAGCGUUUGUACUCUUGCGAUCCAACAACAUGUAUGUAUUACAAGCAAGGAAAGAAACUCAUUUUGAGGGGUCGAAUCUCAAAACAUGGUGGUUGAUCUCGAAAGAAGGAUUUGUCAGUCAAAGUGAUGUUACAACUUCGUUUAUGGACGUUUCCGGUAUGCUUCAACAAGUGAAAGACUGA